Messenger RNA from Racocetra persica, 884 nucleotides. The record is from the annotation of a GenBank genome assembly. NCBI's taxonomy places the organism in Eukaryota, Fungi, Glomeromycota, Glomeromycetes, Diversisporales, Gigasporaceae.
AGCUUGAUGAGAUUUUAUAUUCACACCGUAAAAUUGUAAAUGAGAUUAUGAAAUCAAAAGAUAUUUCAAUGUCUUCUGGAUUCACAUUUGAAGAAUUUCAAGAAAUUCUCAGUUCAGAUGAACGUAUUUCCUCAGUUAACGAGGCUAAUCUCAGAAUAAUUUUUGAACAGCUACAACGAAAGCAGGAAAGGAGACAACGUCGAAAAUUAGAUGCGUUUAAAUCAAUUCUCAAACAUUUUGAAUCAAUGAUUGCGCCUGAAGCUACUUGGGAACAGGUGCGACCGAUUUUGGAGAAAACCGAAGAAUUUCAAGCAGUUGGUUCAGAAGAACAACGAGUAGAAAUUUUCACCAAAUUUAUGGAAAGAGUUAAGGAAAAGCAUCUUGAAAAAAGCGGCGAAGACAGUGAAGAAGAAGAGGGAACUAUCAAAGAUGAAGAUUUUGAAGAUGAUCGACAUGCAUCGUCAGAUCGUAAAAAAAAGCAUAAAAGUCAUCGUUCAUAUCACCAUCGCCGGCCUCAUCACUCUGACUAUUCGGCUGACAGUGCUGAUCUUUCUGAUAAAGAGAAAGAUGGCAGUGAUAAAAGAAAACGACGAAAGACAAAACUCAAGUAUGAGUCCAGAUAUACAGAACCCAAAUAUCAAGAGUACAACAAAUUUACUGAUCCGAAACAUGGUGAACAUAAAUCUCUGUCCCCAAAGUCAGAGAUUAUCAAGCAAACAUCCCCGAAGCCAGAAGAAUCAAUUAAAUUUCAAUCGCCUAUUCGGGAUUUUCCUCAACGAGAGGUUAGCAAACAUGCAGAUUCAAGCGCGGAAGAAGGCGACUAUGUGCAAAAUCUUGAAUGCAAUGAAGAAUAUGGCUUUGGGAAUAUGGAUCCACGAAAGUAA